Messenger RNA from Annulohypoxylon maeteangense, 673 nucleotides. Its product is annotated as cwf21-domain-containing protein. The record is from RefSeq and is a predicted model, not a curated record. Lineage: Eukaryota; Fungi; Ascomycota; Sordariomycetes; Xylariales; Hypoxylaceae. The transcript is spliced from 2 exons. Bases 70 to 579 code for a protein of 169 amino acids.
CCUAAAGCUAUCAUCAUUCUCAUCCUCAUAGCUAGGAUCGACGUUUUUAAAUCACGAAAGAAAGAAAUCAUGUCUGACAACGUUGGGCUCUCAACGCCGCGAGGCAGCGGUACGUCUGGGUAUGUCCAGCGCAAUCUAGCGCACCUAAAGCCGCGGGACCGCCCAGCGCCCUACAGCACUAAGGACUUCGACGCGAUGAAGCACCGCCAGCGGCAGCCGGACAAGGAGAUCCUAGAGCAUGACCGAAAGCGCGAGGUCGAAGUUAAAGUGUUCGAGCUGCGGGACCAGCUCGAGGAAGAAGGAGUCGACGAGGAUGAGAUCGAUAAGCGCUGCGACGUCCUACGUAAGGAAUUGCAAGAGAAGAUGAAUAAGGGCGGCCGAGACGCAAUGCCGCGGAAGCACUUAAAGUCACACCAGGUCCACGAGCUGGCCGACGCGAAGAUCAAAGAGAGCGAGCGGUUACGGAACGCGUUGAAGAUAAGCAAAAACUACGAGGAGGGAAGCCAUUGGAAGAGACAAGAGGAAAGAUUACGGAAGGCCAUUGAUAGGGAGGCAUCCGACCAGAAGGACAGAGACUAGUCCUGAAGACGUCCCUUUACUACUUGAAAACUGGCAUUGCACGAUUAUUCACGAGGUUGCGAAUCGGCGUUAAGGAUGGCUUAUUUUGAUUGAU